AUGAGGGGUGUUGAAACUUGGGAUGAGAUGAAGCAAAUCAUGAGGGACAGAUUUGUACCUCAACAUUACUAUAAGGAGUUGCACCAAAGGUUGCAAGGGCUAGUGCAAGGAAACAAAAGUGUGGAAGAAUAUUUCAAGGAGAUGGAGAUGGCUAUGAUAAGAGCCAAUGUAGAGGAGGAUAGGGAAGCCACUAUGGCUAGGUUCCUAAAGGGGCUGAAUCUUGAUAUUGCCAAUAUAGUGGAGCUACAACACUAUGUAGAGCUUGAUGACAUGUUAAAUAUGGCAAUCAAGAUAGAAAAACAACUAAAGAAGAAGAAAGCAUUCAAGAUGGGUGUAGGUAUGAAUUCGAGCAACAAUGCUCCAUGGAAACCGAAUUGGAAGAAGGGUGAAACUUAUGAUUCCAAGGCUGUUUCUAAGGAAAAGAAAGAGGAGACUAGGGGUGGAGAAAAGCCUAGUGUGACUGAGAAAGGCAUGGGACAGAAUACCUCAAGUGGAAAAACUAGGGAUAUCCAAUGUUUUAGGUGCCUAGGGAAGGGACAUUAUGAAUCUCAAUGUCCUAACAAGAGGGUGAUGGUGAUGAGGCAGAAUGGGGAGAUCGAAUCAGAAGAUGAUGAUGUUGAUGAUGAUGCUAGUGAGAGUAUGCCUCCUUUGGAGGAAGCUAGUGAUGUAGAGCAUGCCGUGGGAGGUAAUAUUCUGGUGGUUAGGCGUGCACUAAGUGCACAAGCAAAGGAAGAAGAGGGAGAUGCACUACAAAGGGAAAAUAUUUUCCACACUAGAUGCUUGGUGAAUGGUAAAACUUGUAGCAUGAUUGUAGAUAGUGGUAGUUGUGUGAAUGUUGCCAGCACACUCAUGGCUGUGAAGCUUGGCAUGCGCACCAUGAAGCAUCCUAGACCAUACAAGUUGCAAUGGCUGAAUGAAUGUGGAGAAAUUAAGGUGAACAAGCAAGUGAUGUUGGCUUUUUCUAUUGGAAGGUAUAAGGAUGAGGUGUCGUGUGAUGUGGUGCCAAUGGUUAGUUUAGCAGCAUUAUCACCCGCACAAGCUUUUGAAGAUCAAUUAAGGAUAAAACAGACCAUGAAUGAGCAACAACAAAGAGAGGCUGAGCUAAGAGAGUUUGAGGAUGUUUUCCCUGAAGAAAUACCUAAUGGGCUACCACCCAUUAGAGGCAUAGAGCACCAAAUAAAUUUUAUGCCUGGAGCUGUAAUCCCAAAUAGGCCAGCCUAUAGGACCAAUCCGGAAGAGGCUAAGGAACUUCAAAGACAAGUGGAGGAGCUUCUAGCAAAAGGCCAUGUUAGGGAGAGCAUGAGCCCAUGUGUCAUACCUAUUAUUUUGGUGCCUAAAAAAGAUGGGAGCAUGUGGGAGCAUGCGCAUGUGUGUGGAUUGUAG
Messenger RNA from Hevea brasiliensis (rubber tree), 1383 nucleotides. RefSeq lists its product as uncharacterized. Bases 1 to 1383 code for a protein of 460 amino acids. The record is from RefSeq and is a predicted model, not a curated record. Gene Ontology annotation, molecular function: zinc ion binding; nucleic acid binding. The transcript has 3 exons. Lineage: Eukaryota; Viridiplantae; Streptophyta; Magnoliopsida; Malpighiales; Euphorbiaceae.